Culex quinquefasciatus (southern house mosquito) is the source of this 597-nucleotide messenger RNA. RefSeq lists its product as uncharacterized. The record is from RefSeq and is a predicted model, not a curated record. The transcript has a single exon. The coding region runs from base 278 to 583 and encodes 101 amino acids. NCBI's taxonomy places the organism in Eukaryota, Metazoa, Arthropoda, Insecta, Diptera, Culicidae.
GGAUACCACAGCUACGCUUCGUUGAGUGCAAGUCUACGUAUCCUCCUUGCACAGUCAUCGAAAAUCACUCAAGCAAGACAAUCUUGUUGACCGUCACCUUCACUGAAACUGAACACAACAAAUCAAAGUGAAUCUCAACAAAUACAUUUACUUGGAUGUACUUUUCGUCAACUUAAGUUCCAUAUAUAAAGUGAACAGCUACCGCCAGAAGUCAUCAGUUAGCAAAGCGUUCUCACUUCACCACAAUCAGAAGCAUUGUAAACCACCAGCCUUCACCAUGAAGUUCGUCAUCGCAGUCCUAGCCUUGGCUCUGGCCGUCGCUGUCGACGGAUCUUACGUCCCAAGUGUGGUGUCAUACUCGGCAGCCGUUCCAGCCGUCUCCAGCUCGGUUUGGCCAGCCUACGGAGAUCUGUACGGAAAGUCUGCCGUGCUGGGAGGUUAUGCCGGCUACCCGGGAGCAUACGGAAGCUGGCCAGUGUACGGAAAGACCUGGGGAUACCAAGCGGCACCAGUUGUGACCAAGGUCGUCGAUAAUGGAGCGUGGAACUAUGGUGGUUAUGGAUACAACAAGUACUGGCUGUAAUCUGUGUUGGGUUG